Fusarium proliferatum ET1 is the source of this 3711-nucleotide messenger RNA. RefSeq lists its product as uncharacterized. The transcript is spliced from 3 exons. NCBI's taxonomy places the organism in Eukaryota, Fungi, Ascomycota, Sordariomycetes, Hypocreales, Nectriaceae. The record is from RefSeq and is a predicted model, not a curated record. The coding region runs from base 1 to 3711 and encodes 1236 amino acids.
AUGACCUUACACGGGUUUCUACGUGCAACCUUUGCUGCCACUCUUGUGACAACCAUAGUUGCAUCUAAGUGCCAUCCAAACUACCCAAAAUCUCCAAAUCUGACAUCUGUAGGUGCAGAUGGUUCUGGCUCCUCGGCAGGUGUGCAUGAGACAUUCUCCGAGAGUGAUGAAGUUAUCAUCAGUACCUCGCUCUUGGCUCCGCCUUACGUUGGACCGACUACUUCACCUCUCGGCAGUGGUUUAUCUCUCGGAGAUGCUCCCAACUACGGGGGUAACAUGCCAUCCAUUAUAGCAACUUCCAACACCGCCAGUCAGGAUCUGUUCCCAACUUCUGAUGGAGCAGAUGUUACUGCUGUACCAACCUCUACAGAGUUGGCACAGAUUCCGUCACAGCAAAGAACAACUGGUGACUCUCUGGUCCCUAUCAUUGAGUCUCCUGCAUCAUCUCUUCCUUCAGCUGAAACUUCAUUGCCAACUAUUCCUUCCGAUGAUUCCUCUGCCGAAUCUGGUCUUCGCUCAGAAGGUCCUCAUUCUCAAAUUCAGGAAUCUACUGUCUUAGUUUCAUUACCUGAGGAUACCAAGUUGAGUUCUGAUGCCACAGCCAUCUCCAAGACAACCACAACCAGAGUCGAGUCUGUCCCCUCAUCAGACCAGGGACGCUCUCGUCAGUCUACGGAGACUGGGAUGGACCAAACCGGGCAUCCUAUCGUUGGUGCAUCAACAGCUUCAUCGGAUGUUGGCUUACAAACCUCUCGCGAGGUUAUAGUCACUUCCACUUCAGAAAGACUCCCUGCUCCUUCGACCACAGAUGGCCUCUCGGCAUUCCCUCCAGGAUCAAGCAAUAUUCCCCAAGCUCCGGUAUCGGGAGAGUCAACCGGGUCAUUCACUACGGACAUCCCUUCAAAGUCUUUCAUUGAGUCUAUCCCAGGUACUCUUGCUCCCAGUCAAAGCUUUCCGUUAGGAUUUGUUGAUUCAACGGGCUUGCUUUCAGCUUCUCUAUCUACACACCUUCCAGUCAGCAUAUCCAUUCCCCUGACAGAUGUUGCUUCUACUGGAGAAAUCACUAUCACGUCAAAUACAGAGAAAGAAGAUCCAUUGCUCACUCAUACAUCGUUUCAUCUGUCAGUUUCAGCAUCAGAGCGACCCGAAUCUGGAAAAACGUCGGUGGGUGGUGAAGAUACGACUGGUUCGCCACCUGCCGACGGAACUAUACCCUCGCUAGCCACUCCGAUCCCUUCUGAACCAACUUCUGGUAUUUCUUUUGGCACACAUCAUUCCAGCCCUGGUGAUGGAUUCACUGGUACCAUCACCACGCCCAAUUCGCCCGACGUUACACAGUCUCCAGAGUCAGACAGGCACACUAGCCCAGUAGCUUCCAUUGGCGGAAGCUCAGAAACCUCACCUUUUGAUACAGAUAGUCAUUCGGUGCCCGGAGAAGACACAAUGAUCCUUUCUUCUCCGGAGACAAGCAACCCCGGGGCUACUAAGGUUCCUCUUUCGGACACCGCAGUCCCUUUUCUCAGCAAUACAGUGACGUCCGAAACCCAGAUCCCGAAUUCUAUUCAUAUGUCCACUGUUGACACAGAGAAGCCAUCGCCGCUUCCAGUGACAACAAUUUCACCAGCAGAGACCACCCCAACAGCCCCUUCAGCAACUAAUGGCAACGAUGAUAAUGGAGAGAAAGAUGAGGACAACACUGAUGAUAACGAUGAUGAUGAUGAUCACGACAACGACGGCCCCACCAUUGUUCCCAUACCGAUCCCAAUUCGUCCACCCAAGCCUGGCGAUGGCAAGGGUGGAGACAAGCCAAAUGAUUCGAAUCCAACCAAGGAGCCGCCCAAGUCCACGAAAGGAACCGAAUCGACCUCGUCCUGCGCUACAAGCAUAAGUAUGACGUGGGAAAGCGUUUUGUGUACAGUCACAGCCGCCGUCACGACAGGGAAGCCCGCAUGCACCACUCAAGCCUUCACAACAGUUGUUUCUUGUAGUGGAACCACGUCCUCGGCGACUACGCGCACUACAACGGUCCAAGCUGCUCAAUCGACUUGGGCUUGUAGACCAGGAAAGUGUAGUGGAGGGAAAUGUGGCCUUGCGAAACGAGGAACCAUCAAGCGAGCCACAGAACCGCCAAAAUGUAAAUGGCCUGGGCCCGAGAACUAUGCGGAUCCCGAGACUUUCAUUGCUGCAGAAGGGAGUCUCGCCAAGUCCAAUGCCGAUGACGCCAAAAGCUUACAUGUCGUGCCAUUACCCGAAGGUGGUUCGACAUCGUCCAAGAGAAUCCUCUUCAGCGAUGAACCUAUUUCUCUCUCGGUACCUCAUCUUGUGGGAUGUACUUCUAUCAUAGUGGUUUCUAACAAAGGCGCGUGGGCCAAUCACAUCUGGGAGGAGCCGGUCUUUAAGCCAAUGGCUGAUUUCGACACGGCCGAUGGAAGCUGGUAUAUCCCUCAGCUAAUGCCAGACGAUAUUGAGCAGCUCGGCCAACCUGUGGAACAAUUUCCGGCUCAGAAACAGCUUGACUUCUUCAGAUACCAUGCCCUUGACCGACUUCACACGCCAUACGAUGAGGUUCCGACACGCGCAACUGCCGAGGACCACGAAUUCGGUCUUGAUGAGUUGAGAAAAGCAGGACGCAUUUUCGACGACGACAGUGACCCGCAUAUUUUCUUCUUCCUUCCAUACAAGAUUAUCGAGGAAGAGAGCGACGACCAGUACAAUGAAGAGAAUCCUGUCGGACUUCCGCCCAUGUGGGACAGAGAUGGAGCUCCAAGCCCGAGAGCUGAUGAAGAUGGACCCACGUUCAAUGAUCAACUCCGGUCCGAGAUAGCAGACAUAUUCCCAGACAUACCGAUCGAGACAGUCAUGUACGCGGCUGACUUGGAAAGCGACCCUGAAGACAUCGAGGGUAUCAACCCUAGGGGCAGAGCUAUGGUGCAGUAUCAGCCAGGCGAUACUUCGGAUUGCGAUACAAAGGCAAGGUGGAGGAUAUUCUUCGAGAGGCAGCUAGAGCCUAUGAAAGAGGUUGAAUGGACUCCGUUACUGGAUCAAGGCGCGCAAGACUCACAGUGGUGCGACCCUUCAGAAGGCAAGAAACUUCGAGCUCGGGCAGCGUGCGAAAUCAGUGCUACAGCAUCACUUCCUAGCCUUCCUACGUUGAUCGGUUCCAUCAUCGAUGUUUUGAAUCCUACUAAGCCAAGUCUUCCGGACUUCACGCAACUACUACCAUCUGAUUUACCCACCGAGACACCAACCUCCCAGUCCUCUGCCCCUGCGACGACAAGCACGACAGCCAACGCGGACCCUACGCAGUCCACUACACCAUUCGCAGACACCGGCAGGACGGAUUGCUACGAUGCCAAUAGCUUCUCUCACGAGGAUACCACGUCUGAUGUCUUUGUCAAAGUCACUGAGAAGUUCUGCAAGUCCUUGGAAGGGGUUGAGCUUGACUCCGACUCGGAUGACAUCUCUGAACUGUACAAGGACUCUACGACGGGUGAGCAGUACGCUUAUACUGUCUCUUGGGUGGCUGGAUGUGUCACGGAUCGAAAGAGUCAGGAACUCACCGACCCGACGGAGAUGGGAUCGCCCAACUGCAAAGAGAUGUUUGGUUCAUCCUAUCACUUUUGUAACGAGGAUGGACCUCAUCUCGGAGGAACUACACAAUUUGGAUGCGUUCAGUAUGAUGUCAAGGCUGGAUGGACCGGAGAAAAUUGA